This is a messenger RNA of Staurois parvus, 2004 nucleotides long. NCBI's taxonomy places the organism in Eukaryota, Metazoa, Chordata, Amphibia, Anura, Ranidae. The record is from the annotation of a GenBank genome assembly.
AUGGAAAUACUGAGAACAAUCACCUACCAGCCGAACAGCGGGAACAAGAUGUGCGAUCCGGCCGUGGGCAGGGUGUGUGACCCCGGGCGGAGGUGGAAGGUCCCGGGAGGAGAAGGAGACACACAAGCCCUCCACCAUACCUGUCCCAACCCCUCCGGAGAGCUGUCCAGGAUCAUCACCGACCCCGGCACCGGGAGACGAUACUGCCGGGGGAAAGUGCUGGGCAAGGGUGGUUUUGCAAAGUGCUAUGAAAUGACAGACUUGACCACGAACAAAAUCUAUGCUGCAAAAAUUAUCCCGCACAGCAGGGUGUCCAAACCUCAUCAGAGAGAGAAGAUUGACAAAGAAAUCGAGUUGCACAGGACCCUAAACCACAGGCACGUUGUGCAGUUUUAUCACUAUUUUGAGGAUAAGGAGAACAUCUACAUAUUACUGGAGUACUGCAGUCGAAGGUCUAUGGCACACAUAUUAAAGACCAGGAAAGUACUGACAGAUCCAGAAGUGAGAUACUACCUCAAACAAAUUGUGUCUGGCUUGAAAUAUCUACAUGAGCAAGAAAUCCUGCACAGGGACCUAAAAUUAGGAAAUUUUUUCAUAAAUGAAAAUAUGGAGUUGAAAGUGGGCGACUUUGGCCUCGCAGCAAGAUUGGAGCCAAUGGAACAAAGAAGAAGAACAAUUUGUGGUACACCAAAUUACCUCUCGCCUGAAGUGCUUAACAAACAAGGACAUGGCUGUGAAUCUGACAUCUGGGCUUUAGGAUGUGUCAUGUAUACAAUGCUGCUUGGAAGACCUCCAUUUGAAACCACAAAUCUUAAAGAAACCUAUAGGUGUAUCAGGGAGGCUAAAUACUCUUUGCCAUCCUCUCUAAUGUCUUCUGCCAAGCAUCUUAUCGCCAGCAUGCUAUCCAGAAACCCAGAAGACAGACCCAGCCUAGAGGAAAUUAUUCAACAUGACUUCAUCACACAGGGCUUCACACCAGACAGACUUCCAUCAAGCUGCUGUCACACUGCACCAGACUUCCACUUAUCAAGUCCAGCAAAAAGCUUCUUCAAGAAGGCUGCUGCAGCCUUGUUUGGUGGGAAGAAAGAAAAGGCCAAAUACCUAGAUAACCACAAUAAACCUGCAAAGGAAGAUGAAGAGAUCUACAAGCUAAGGCAGGACUUAAAGAAAACAGCCAUAUCUCAUCAGGCUCAGAAUCCCAGAACGGAUGAGGAGAGUAAAACAGUAUCCAAGUCCAACAUCCAUGACAAGCCUGACAAGCAGCAGAUGGGGGACACGAUACGACUCAUUGUUCGAGGGACCCUGGGUAGCUGCAGCAGCAGCAGUGAGUGCCUGGAAGACAGCACAAUGGGCAGUGUGGCAGACACUGUUGCAAGAGUCCUCAGGGGCUGCUUAGAAAACAUGCCAGAUUCAGACUGUAUCCCAAAAGAACACAUAAGCACCUCAUUCCACUGGGUGACAAAGUGGGUGGACUACUCCAAUAAGUACGGCUUUGGUUACCAGCUAUCAGACCACACGGUUGGAGUGUUGUUCAAUAAUGGAGCACACAUGAGCCUACUGCCUGACAAAAAGACUGUGCACUACUAUGCUGAGCUUGGGCAGUGUUCCAUCUUCGCAGCUGCAGAAGCCCCAGAGCAGUUCAUCAGCCAAGUCACUGUGUUAAAAUACUUCUCUCAUUACAUGGAAGAGAAUCUUAUGGAUGGAGGUGACUUGCCCAGUGUAACAGACAUAUGUAGACCGAGAUUGUACCUGCUGCAGUGGCUGAAGUCUGACAAGGCCCUAAUGAUGCUCUUCAAUGAUGGCACUUUUCAGGUAAAUUUCUACCAUGAUCACACGAAGAUCAUAAUCGCCAACCAAAACGAUGAAUACCUGUUGACUUAUAUCAAUGAAGACCGGAUGUCUACGACUUUCCGUCUGAGCACAUUAUUAAUGUCAGGUGGCUCGAAUGACUUGAGAAACAGAAUGGAAUAUGCAUUGAACAUGUUGUUGCAGAGGUGUAAUUAA